This is a messenger RNA of Xyrichtys novacula (pearly razorfish), 1883 nucleotides long. The record is from the annotation of a GenBank genome assembly. NCBI's taxonomy places the organism in Eukaryota, Metazoa, Chordata, Actinopteri, Labriformes, Labridae.
UUGGGGGGUUGAAGCCAAGUCACUGUCCCUGGUCGCUUCUUUCUGCACAUUAGUGAUCACAUAUUACCCCAAGCUGCAACAUCCACCACACUGCAGUUUCCACCACCAUGGCCAUUACCGACUUCCUAGCUGCCUCGGACAUCACUUCAGCUAUUAAAGCUUGUAAAGGUGAGGAGAUGGCUGAUCUGAGACUGUGGAUUAAUCUUCAUCACUGCUUUUUAAAAUAACUUUUGACACAGUAUUUAAGACCUUUAACUGCAAGACUUCUUUACCUGUAAUCAGUCAUUUCUCUUACAGAGAAGGAUUCCUUCAGUCCGAAGACGUUUUUCAAAACAGUGGGUUUAUCUAGAAAAACCCCAACAGAGAUCGAGCGAGUCUUUAAGAUUUUGGACCAGGACAAAAGUGGCUUCAUAGAACAGGAUGAGCUACAGUUGAGUUCUAAACAGCAACUGUCUUAUUAAACAUGUGCUGUACUGCUACGGUUUAAAUUUAACAUGCAUCACAUUUUAUAAGUUUACCUGUUCUGCUAACUCUUCUUUGUCCUGUCUGUGGGCUGUUUUGUCUCAAAGUCUUGUCUCAUACCUACUCUGUUUCAGGCUGUUCCUGCAGAACUUUUCCAAAGGAGCGAGGCCCCUGACAGCAGCAGAGACCAGAGCGUUCCUGUCAGAGGGAGACUCGGAUGGAGAUGGGAAGAUCGGCUGGGAAGGUGAGCUGGUCUGAGCAGUAUGUAGCCUGUUGAUAGUAAACAGAGAUCCCGUAGCUCUGUUUUGGUGAAUUUAUACAUUUUAUUUAGUAUUUUUAUUUUAUUUUGAAGACAUCAUUUCAAUAAGAUAGUCUUCAAGAGGCUAUAUGGAGUAAUUGCAAUGUGUAUGUCUGAAUGUAUGCUGAAUGUUAAAAAUGUUAAUCAGAAAACUCAGUCUACCUUUUAUUCACUAUGUGUGCCUUUUUUAAUGGAGUCCUUAUGUUUAACAAAUAGCAUUAAAAUUUUGAUUUAAAAACAUAAUUAUAAUUCAAAGAAAGAGAAUAGAUAAAAACAGACUAUGUAGAGUAGAAACAAAAAUUAAAAUUGACAUGAUUUUAACAGACACAGGUUUUUUAUCUUUAAUUUGUAGUGAUUUUUCAAUACAGUUCCAGCAACACACAUAUCUUGGCUGAUUUACAUGUGUGGGAAACCUCAUAUUUUAUUUGUCCAAUAUAACUGAUUUGUCCAUCACAUUUUUUAUUUACUGUAGUGGUCCAAUUUUUUUAUUUUGGUAAAAUGAAAAAAGUGCAGGUGCAAAACAAUUGAAGCUCUAUUAAUCAGAAUUGAUCAGCAAAUUUUUUCUACAAUAAAGCCCCUUUUUACAAUAUUUAAAUGUCUUUUAUUGGUGAAUCAAUAGAAGAAAGGUUCAUCGCAGCAUGUCUUUGUUUUAGUGUUGCCAUAGCCAUAGCAGCUUAAGUGAAGCUACAACACCAACCUCCUGCACUAUGUCACUGCCGGAGUUACACACUUGAGUCCGGCCAUGUUUGUAGUUUUUGUAGUUUAAUGUUACAGGAGAAAAGUUAAAACCAGAUGAAAUGUGAAGGUGGUGCUGUAGAAUAACCCAGCACUUAAAUUCUCUUUUAUCUUUCUCUUUUUUUUUUCAGAGUUUUCUGCACUGGUCAAAUCUUCAUAAACUGUGCUUUAUCCCUGUGAUUUGUUGUAUGGCGAUUUUCUCAAGAUGGACAUCAAUUCAUGAUGUGUAAUAUCUGUUUAUAGCCACAGUAAAGAGCAUGGGAAACGCCAGGAGUUUUAAUCAUGUUAUUAGAUAUGUUGUAGUUUGAAGGGAAUAAAUAAGUGGUUUAGUUUAAUUUUACCCCUCUGUCAUGUGUCACUGUCUGCCAAUAAAUAGCAUUACAAAUAU